AUGUUAACAUUACAAGUUGAAACUGCCAACAGAGUGAAAGUCUUCAAUACUAAAAAAAGUGUUUUUACAUGGCGAAAAAUAAAGACAGACCAAAAAAUAAAUUUUUACACUGGCAUAGUAUCUAUUGGCAUGUUUGAAUCAGUUUUUCAACUUUUGAACCCAUACUUAUCUAAGAUCAGAUACUGGAGAGGCCCUAAACGUGCAAAUAGCUACAGCAAAGUCAAACGUUUACUAAAUGAAGACCUUGCUGACCGCUUCGGAAUUUCACCCACUAUUUGUUCCAACACUUUCACGACAUGGAUACAGAUUUUAAGCAAAGUUCUGGGCAACGCUCUUGUUGUAUGGCUACCAAGAGAAGCGAUUAGAGACAAUUUACCUGAUGCCUUUAUUAAAACUGGACACUCGAAAUGCAGAGUAAUUAUUGACUGUACUGAGGUGUUUAUUGCAAGACCAAAAUCUUUACUAAACCAAGCAGCUACAUGGUCCGAUUACAAGCACCACAACACAAUAAAAUUCUUAAUUGGUAUAUCACCUGCAGGUUUCAUAACAUUUUUAUUUGACUGUUAUGGUGGUCGGGCCAGCGAUCGAUAUAUAACAAAGAAUAGUGGGUUUUAUGAAUUGUUAGAACGGGACGACGAAGUAAUGGCUGAUAGAGGGUUUCAAAUAAGAGAAGAACUACUGCUAAAAUUUUGUAGCUUGAGUGUUCCACCUGGUGCUAGAAUUAAAAGUCAGAUGACAUCAACUGAGUGCAAGAACACUAAAGAAAUUGCCAAUCUACGAAUACAUGUGGAGCGUGCUAUUAAUCGUGUGAAGUUCUACCGCAUCUUGAAAACUGUUUUACCUAUUACUAUGAUGCAGCAUGCUGAUGACAUUGUCAAGGCAUGUGCUGCUCUAUGUAAUCUUAAGCCCAGACUUAUACGUUAA
Hydractinia symbiolongicarpus is the source of this 924-nucleotide messenger RNA. RefSeq lists its product as uncharacterized. Bases 1 to 924 code for a protein of 307 amino acids. The transcript is spliced from 2 exons. Lineage: Eukaryota; Metazoa; Cnidaria; Hydrozoa; Anthoathecata; Hydractiniidae. The record is from RefSeq and is a predicted model, not a curated record.